Molecule: messenger RNA, 1005 nt
Organism: Chinchilla lanigera (long-tailed chinchilla)
Lineage: Eukaryota; Metazoa; Chordata; Mammalia; Rodentia; Chinchillidae
Product: melanoma-associated antigen 8-like
Exons: 1
Coding region: 1-1005 (334 amino acids)
Biological process (GO): negative regulation of transcription by RNA polymerase II
Cellular component (GO): nucleus
Source: RefSeq, a predicted model, not a curated record
AUGCCUCGUGGCCAAGGGAGCCGAGACAGAAAGCUCAGGAGAGGCCGUCCUGCUCAAAGCCGUACGCAGGUCCCAUUGGGUGUGCAGGUCCUCAAGGAUGAGGAGAAGGAAGCAGCAGCCAGCGCUUCUUCUUCAUCACCUUCCUCCUAUGCUUCAGUGGAGGCCACAGCAAGAGAAGAGCCUGGGUCUGGGACACCAAGUUGUCCUCAGGAUACUCAGCGAACCUUUUCUCCCCGCACUGCCUUGAAUCCCACUCCAAGAAGCCAAUGCACUGAGGGCUCCAGCAGGCAAGGAGAGGAGGGUGUGAGCUCUUCCCAGGGGAAGGAUGCCUCUCAGGUCAUGCAGGAUGAACUCCUAAGUGACAAGCUAGAUAAAUUGCUGUCCUUCCUGCUCCACAAGUAUCAAAAGAAGGAGCAGGUCACCGUGGAAGAAAUGCUGCACAUUGUGGACCAGGAUUACCAUGCGUACUGCCCUCUGAUCUUUAGGCUUCUCUGUGCGUGCAUGUUUGUGAAUUUUGGCAUUGAGAUGAGGGAAGUGGAUUCUGCAGGCCACACAUAUGAGCUUGUGCCCAUCUUGGGCCUCACCUAUAGUGGGAUACUAGAUAACGAGGUCCAGAUCUCCCCCAAAGCAGAACUCCUGAUACUCAUCCUGAGUACAAUCAUUGUAAAGGGCAACCGACUCAGUGAGGGGGAUCUAAGGGACCUACUGAGAAGUAGGCAGGCAUUAGCUGAGAGGCAGCAUGAUGUCGGGGAUCCCUGGAAAUUCAUCACAGAGGAUUUGGUUCGGGAAGGGUACCUGGUGUACCAGCAGGUUCCUAACAGUGAUCCUGCUCGCUGUGAGUUCCUGUGGGGUCCGAGGGCCCAGGCUGAAACCACUGAGAUGAAAGUCCUGAGGCACAUGUUUCGCCUUGAUGGGAUAGAUCUCAGGUCUCACCCACAGGUACACAACCCAGCUCUGAGAAAGGAAAAUGGUAAUUUGAGGCCCCAUAAUGGGCAGGAUGAGUGA